AUUUGUUUUACUUCUGCUGUUAGUUAGUCGAUUGUUGAGUUUAAAGCCUUGAUUUUGAGUACUAUCUUCUGGGUUCGCUCGCAUAAAAUAUCACUACUCGAUCAACUUUAGGAUUCAAGAAGAUCAUAUCUGUUUGCUUGUUUUGUCCUUUACUUGUCAAUUGGGUUCUUAAUCUUGUGUCACUUGUGUGUGUUCAGAUGCUUUGGUUUCACUCAUGUGCAUCUCACAUAAAAUAACGUUCUAGACUGGUCUGGAAUCUCUUAGUUUGCCGUGUUCAUCUAGUUUUCUACCAAAAACACAUGAUCUCAUGUAUGUUCUCUUUUCAUUUCUCUCUUGUAGGCUGGUAGAAAUGGAUGAAGAUUGUUGUUGAAACUUCUUGCUGCUUUCUGUGCUACUAGUUCAUACUUCAUAUAUGUGCGGUGGUGGUGGUGGCGGUGCUUGGAGCUAGUGAAGAGUAAGAACAACAAGAGAUUCUGGUCUAUUAUCAUAUAUGCUGAAAUCUAGUAAACAUACUAGUCAUCGAGCUUGUGACUGUUGGAGGAACAGCACAAGAAGAUCCGAGAAGCUUUUCUUCAGAUGUUAUCCGCUGAAAAACUUCCACGAGAUCCCCCAUGUCCUCCUCCACAGCUGAUCAAAGAGGUAGAUCUAUCAAAGCAAACCCUUAUUGAUGAUAACAGCAACAGCCCACUUCCCAAAUUCUCCAUAAGAGAUUAUGUUUUUACUGCCCGGCGCAAGGAUCUCAAGACCAACUGGCCUUUUUCUCAGAAAAAUUUGCAACGUUGUAUGAAACAUGGCGUGAAGGAUGUCUUGCCGCCAUUUCAGAGUCUUGAUUCAGUGAGGAACCAACCCCGUAAGAUCAGAUGUACGGUUGAAGAUGAAAACCGAAGCAAUCUUAAUAUUGCAGCACCUUAUGUGCAUGUGGAUCAUGAUCAUGUGGCAUUAGACUCGUCCAACAAUGCAGGAUUGAAGGAGACAAAGCUAGCAGAAGCUUGCACAGUAACUACAACGAUUUCAUGCAGGUCUGAAGGAGAAAAUGAUUUCCCAUCAACAAUUACCAGCAUUUCUCAAUCUGAAAUAGAAGAGUCACUUCCCAUCAACAGGCCAUCAAGUUCAGCAGUAGAAACUGAUACUUCUUUGGAAGCUGCUUCAGCUGAAGUAAAAGCUGCAGGUCCUACUGUUGCCAACAAGACUGGAAGAACAAACCGACCACCCUUGGGUAAGAAGUGCAGAUUGGUAGUGAAAUACAAUAGCCACUCGGAGAGAAACUCAAAGGAAGAUAUUGCUUCUAAUUGCUCUACCAUUUCUGAAACAAUGACUUCGAAAGUUUGUCCAGUUUGUAAAACCUUCUCAUCGUCAUCUAAUACCACCUUGAAUGCUCAUAUCGAUCAGUGUCUUUCUGGGGAGUCAACCCCUAAGUGGACUGUGGAGGAGUCCAAGGUAACAACAAGGCAUAGAAUUAAGCCAAGGAAGACAAAGUUGAUGGUGGAUAUAUAUGUUACUGCUCAACAUUGUACGCUGGAAGAUCUUGAUAGAAGAAAUGGUUCAAGCUGGGCCUCUACUAUUUCAAAUUUUUCUACUAUGCGUGAUAAAGAGAAAUCUUAUCUGCCUGCUGAAGAGAAAAGGCAGCGAGUGUCCUCAGUUUAUCCUGAGCCAGAUGACAUUGAUGUUGGUGCAGUUUAUGUCGAUGCCAGUGGCACCAAACUUAGAAUUUUGUCCAAGUUUGAUCAUGUACCAUCCUCACCAGCUUCUAAAGUGUUAGAGCAUCUUCGACCAAUAAAACCUCUGAAAGGAGGUAAAGGAAGCAAAUUUCUUUCUGCCAAAAAGAAAAAGCACCACAAGUACCUUAAACUUGCUCCUCAAAGCAGAAAUCUUUUAUCUCCCAAGGCUCAUUCUUCUGAGUAUCGUGAGGAUGAAGCAAGCUAUGGAGUGAAAGAGAGCUGCAAAGAGGGACGACAUCAACUGAAGAAGCAGGUCAAUCCCUAUAAUCCUUUAGCUUUAAAAUCGUGGGCAUGCUCCAAACGCACGGGUGUUGGAAAGAAAUUGCUCCAGAAGGAUGACCAUCCAGCUGUGAAAAGUAAAUUGCACACAUCUCGUAACCUUCUGGUUGAGAGGGAUGAAACAUGUUUGCCUGUGGAGGGGAAUUGUGUUCGAAAUUUCUCAGUAAAUUCAAUUUCUUCCUCUGAAAGAAGUUCAAGCACUGAGAAUGAUUUUUCUGACUCCCUAUCAAGUGAAAAGAGUGACUGCUCUCCUCUGAGAAAGCGAGCAGGAAGUCCCGUUUCUGAGGCUGGCAUGAAUGAGAUCAUUGAGAGGUCCCUUAAGCGGAAUUCUCGUCAGUUUAGUAACCACAGCAAUUUUGCUCAUGACGGGGACUAUGAACCUAUGUUGAGCAACACUACUGAAACUCCAACUAAAAGUUAUGGUAGUCAUCCUGAUGCUAGUGAAGAACAACCAUCUAAGGGUCGUGGUGCUUCCAGAUCAAACUCCAUGAAGUUUCCCUCAUCAAAAGAAAUAUCAUCUGUUGGUGGUCAGUUAUCCUUAACUGAAAAUGAUGCUGCUUUUGUUAAGAAACAUUCAGCUGUUAAAAAGUCACAAGUGCACAAAAGGUCAGAAAUUGAUAAAGACACUAUGGACUGGGAUUCUGAGGAUGAUCGAGGGUAUGAUUUCAUGUAUAAUUAUGCUGGAAAGCAGUCAAGAAGAGUAGAUAAUACUAAUGAAGCGUCUCCUCGCAGAAGCACUGUGUUACAAACGCGACAAAAUAGAGGCUCCAUGAGUUACUCGGGGAGGAGGGAAUCCGUGGCCUCAGAGAGUUCCCAGUUAGUGCCCGUGCACUCUGGAUAUGAUGUGAGGAAAGAAAUGGAUGCUUAUGGUACUGUUGGUGAUAAAUUUGUUACCAAGGUUGGUUGCAUUCUUGAUCAAGUCUCUGGUGAGGACAUUAUUACUGAAUCGUCUUCCCUAAUAGGUGUCGGGAAGACUGUUUCUAGACUUUGUAAUCCAGUUGAUCCUGAACCUAACAUGCUGGGACACCAUUCCAAAGCCAGUUCCAGUUUUCAAUACAAGGGAUCUUUAUCCGAAACCAAAGCACUGACAAGUUCGACUGAUCCAAGAAUUAAUGAUGAACAAGACAUGUUUUGUGCUGAUGAAGUUGAAGAUGGUACUAUUCGGCAUAGUGCAAAGGGAAUGUACUCUGAAGUGAGGCAGGGAAGCUAUUUCACUGAGGUUGAUCCAAUACCAAUACCAGGACCACCCGGAUCAUUUUUGCCAAGUCCUAGGGAUAUGGGUUCAGAUGAUUUUCAUGGGAACUCUUCAUUAACCACAAGCCGGGUUCAAUCAUCUCAGGAUCAGCUUGAUUUUGUUGAUGGGAAUACGUCAGAUUCACCUAUUUCUACAACAUCAUCCAUCUCUCAUUCUGCAGGCACAUACCAGGAUGGGAAAUUUUCUGAACCAUUAUCAUCCAAGGGUUCUCUAUCUGUUCAAGAGAAGAUUCAACCAGGUGUGUCAUCAGGUGCAGCUAGUGAUGCCUCUGUAGAAACUGAUGCUGCUGCACUUCAACAGAUAAAUGGACAUCUAGCAGAAAGACUUGCUUUUGACAGAGAGAACUGCAGACUCAACAAGGCAUCACUUGAGAAGGGACCUUUUGGCUUCAAAAGUAAAGAUGAUCAGCCUUGCUGCUGUCAAAGGAAGGAGAGAAAUUCUCAAGGCCUUUCUUUAAAUUUUCAAGAGUCACCGUUAUUACGGCGACGAGCAAUGGCUUCGGUGAUACCAGCAACCAUGGGAAAGCAGGUGGGUAGUUUAAACAGCAGAACCGACAAUGCAGAGAUAAGGUCUGACAUGACAGACAUGUUCUCUCUGAAUGGUUGCCCAACCUCAAGACCGGAACAGGUGUCCAUCCCUUUUGCAACGUCCCCUUUUGUUCCGGUUCCUAUGAAAGGUUCUCCUGAUGGAAAAGGGAAGUUUUCAAGUCACAGUGAUUCUGGUUCUUCUGUCAGUCCAUCUGCUUCUAAUUCCGUACUCAGGCUGAUGGGAAAGAAUUUGAUGGUGGUUAACAGAGAUGAAGAUGUGUCACCGAUACAACCUGGCCAGGCCAAACCACACACCCAUAUGAACCAUACAACUUCACAGUUUUCGACAUUCUCACGAGGAGUUUCUCCUGGAAGUCUUCAGAACCAGGUCUACCCUUCCUUUCAUCAUAAUCUGGCUCAUGGCUCAGUAAUCGUAGGCCAGGAUUCAUAUAAUCAAAUGGGGGAUUGUUUUGAUGGAAUGCCCUUGAAUAAUUUUAGAAGCGAUAGUAAUCCGAAUGUGCCACCAGUGUUUGCUAGAGUACCUCCAAGCUUGUGUCGACAACAGCAUACAGAUGGUGGUUUCGUGGCAUCCAUGGAAUCUCAGGAGUACAAAGGUGGUUACCAUUUUCCAAUCCCGCUACACAAGUCUGCAAGCAAACCCAUUGGAGCAUCUACAUUUCACAACAAUGCGAGUUCUGCUUUGAGUGGCAAUAAAGAAAUAAUUGUCAUUGAUGAUUGUGAAGCUGAUCAUCUUAAUGCUGAAAACUACUCUGAUCGGUUGAGGGAAAGCCAUGUAGCUUCUUCUGGAAUUUUGAUUCCAGCAUCGAGUUAUAACUCAAAAGGACCACAUCCGUCUUUGCCUUGUUACCGGUCACAGGAACAACCAUCUUUACUUUGUGGAUCACCAGUUUUUUACAACACAAGCUUUCAUGCAAUUCCAUCUAGGCUAGCUGAUGCAAGUCCUGUUAGAUGGAACUGUACUACAGAUGGUUCUGGUCUGCUGCAGAAGAGUCCUUUUCAUGCAACAACACCUUCGAGAGGUCUUCAUAUGAGAUCAACACUUUAUAAUCCUCCGAGCUUGUCAUAGAAAAGAAGAAGCGUUUGGAAAUGGAUUUUCUUGAGCGCAACCAGGUGUUUGCAUGACCAAACGUGUACUGAUCAUAAAAGGGCUCCGAUUUCUAGAGACUUCUGGUAAUGCCAAGAAAGAGGCGGCCUUGAUCCAAGGAUAGAGAGAGGACAUAUAGUUUUACUGUACCAGAUGAUGCUGGUCGAAAGUUAUGCAGCUUUUUCAGGCUUCUUCUGCUUAGGCAUGCAUAUGCUUUUGGCUAAACCCAGAAGAGUUUAGGCAAAGUACAAGCAAUAUCAAGGAAUAAUAUAUAUAGUUGACAUAAUAGCUUGGCUCAAAGCCACGAAAUUGAGCAAUAUGAAGAGUCGAGCAUUUCGAUCUAAAUUGAAACACGUAUUUAUCUUCUUUUCUGUGCUCUUUCAUUUUUAAGAUUAUUGCCACAUAAAAUCAUAAAUGUUGAGUAUAUAUAUUUGUAUUGUUUUUUAUUCAUGGGAUCGAGCCUUUGUAGGAAAUAAUUACACCGUCUAGU
Molecule: messenger RNA, 5374 nt
Organism: Argentina anserina (silverweed cinquefoil)
Lineage: Eukaryota; Viridiplantae; Streptophyta; Magnoliopsida; Rosales; Rosaceae
Exons: 3
Coding region: 577-4866 (1429 amino acids)
Source: RefSeq, a predicted model, not a curated record